AUGGAUGGUCAGUUGUCAACUCCCCAAGUUUCAUACUCGAUCACCCUUGAAGUGAGUUCCAGUCAGAUACAGCAACAAUACCCACAGACGCCGAUAGCUCCACCACCGGUUCAGUCAACAAACAACCUGCUGUAUGAAACUAUUCAAAGACUGGAUCGAUUAGAUGGGAAGCUCCUACAAGUGGAAGCGCGACUGAAACCGCUAGAGGAGAUUGAUGUCAAGUUAAACUCACUUACAGCAGAAAUUACUUUCAUAGAAAACCGUGUUUGCUUACUGAAAACGACAAUAGACGCUUUAGAAAAAAGUCUCGAGUUUGCUUCAAAGUCUUUGGAUGAAAUAAAAUUGAAAGUUUCGAAAGUAGACAGUUUUGAAAAGGAACUAAAGUUACUGUCAACUAACAAUCAGAAUCUUCAAACACAGAUAACCGAUUUACAAAUGCGUUCUAUGAGAGACAGUUUACUGUUUUUUAACCUAACUGGAUGCGAGGAAGAAAACUGUGAGGAGAUCGUCAAAAAACGUUGUCGGGACAAACUAAAGUUGGAAAAUGCUGAGCACAUCAAAUUUGACAGAGUACAUCUUCUUGGAAAGAGAGGACCAAAUACAACUCGACCUAUUGUUGCAAAGUUUUGUAUGUUGAAAGAUCUUGAAAGAGUAAGAAAUGCACCAAAGAACUUGCAAGGCAGCGGUAUAGGAAUUGGCAAACAGUUUCCUAGAGAGGUCCAAGAGCAACGCAGAAAACUUGUUCCAUCGUUCAAGCGACUGAGGGAGGCUGGUAGGAACGCUAAGCUUAGUGGAGACAAGCUCUACGUGGAUGGCCAUCUUUACAAUGGCCCAGAAUGCCAUGCCUAG
Messenger RNA from Gigantopelta aegis, 849 nucleotides. RefSeq lists its product as uncharacterized. The transcript has a single exon. NCBI's taxonomy places the organism in Eukaryota, Metazoa, Mollusca, Gastropoda, Neomphalida, Peltospiridae. The coding region runs from base 1 to 849 and encodes 282 amino acids. The record is from RefSeq and is a predicted model, not a curated record.